This is a messenger RNA of Tripterygium wilfordii, 1721 nucleotides long. RefSeq names its product probable E3 ubiquitin-protein ligase rbrA. The coding region runs from base 109 to 1461 and encodes 450 amino acids. Gene Ontology annotation, cellular component: ubiquitin ligase complex; cytoplasm. NCBI's taxonomy places the organism in Eukaryota, Viridiplantae, Streptophyta, Magnoliopsida, Celastrales, Celastraceae. Gene Ontology annotation, molecular function: zinc ion binding; ubiquitin protein ligase activity; ubiquitin conjugating enzyme binding. The transcript is spliced from 2 exons. The record is from RefSeq and is a predicted model, not a curated record. Gene Ontology annotation, biological process: ubiquitin-dependent protein catabolic process; protein polyubiquitination; positive regulation of proteasomal ubiquitin-dependent protein catabolic process.
CCAAUUACAAAAUACAACUUCCACCGUAAGUUACUGCUAAAGUUGGUUUCCCACCAUCUCCUUCGCCGUUAUAAGUUGAAUACCCAUCAACUUCUCAUCAUCCCAAAAAUGCCUCAACAACCCACCUGGAGUCUCGACUUUGUUGAUGAUUCUUGCUUCUCAGUCUUCUUUGAGGAAGACCAAGAAGAACCCACCUCGAGUCUCGGCUUUGUUGAUGAUUCUUCCUUCUCAGCCCUCUUUGAGGAAGACCAAGAAGAACCCAUCUUGAGUGUUGAUGAUUCUUGCUUCUCAGCCAUCUUUGAGGAAGACCAAGAAGAACCCAUCUUGAGUGUUGAUGAUUCUUGCUUCUCAGCCAUCUUUGAGGAAGACCAAGAAGAACCCACCUUGAGUGUUGAUGAUUCUUGCUUCUCAGCCCUCUUUGAGGAAGACCAAGAAGAACCCACCUGGAGUGUUGAUGAUUCUUGCUUCUCAGCCCUCUUUGAGGAAGACCAAGACCAAGAAGAACCCACCUUGAGUGUUGAUGAUUCUUGCUUCUCAGCCCUCUUUGAGGAAGACCAAGACCAAGAAGAACCCACCUCGAGUGUUGACGAUUCUUGCUUCUCAGCCCUCUUUGAGGAAGACCAAGAAGAAAUAUUGCGAGUCUCGGAUGCCAAAUGUGCUGAAGAAUUGCAGCUUCAGAAGACUCUGUUGGGGGCAGUCACUGUCUGUAAUUCAAUCUCGAAUCACAAAUUUUCUUCCCCAUCACCGAAGCCGAAUAUUCAAUUCUCUCCAGUGGUGCCAACAGAGCUCGUAAUCAAGAUGCGUGAAGAUUCAGGGGAGGGUUUUGGGGAGUCAUCUAUGAGCUUCUGCAAGAUUUGCAUCGAAAGGAAGGAAAGCAAUGACAUGUUCACAAUUGAUGGGUGUGAUCACUCAUUCUGCUCGGAUUGUGUAGGCAAACAUGUUCAUGUGAAGAUUCAAGAGAGUUUGAGUGUUGUAUGUCCAGGAUUGGAAUGCAAGAAUGUGCUUCAACUUGAAGCUUGUAGGCCCAUGAUUUCCAAGGAUGUAAUUGAUCUUUGGGAGAUGGCAUUAUGUGAGGACGUAAUUGGUGAAACCCAGAAGUUCUAUUGCCCGUUCAAGGACUGUUCUGCUAUGUUGUUGAUUGAGAAUGAGGAAGGGGAAGUGAUUAGGGAAUCUGAGUGUCCAUUCUGUCACAGACUGUUCUGUGCCCAGUGUUGUGCUGGUUGGCAUCCAGGGGUUGAGUGUGAGGAGUACCAGAGGCUGAAUGAGGAUGAGAGAGGGAGAGAGGAUCUUAUGGUGAGAGAGCUUGCUAAUGAGAAUAAAUGGAGUAGGUGCCCCAAAUGCAGAUUCUAUGUAGAGAGAACAGAAGGUUGCCCCCACAUUACUUGCAGGUGCAAGUAUCAAUUUUGCUAUGGAUGUGAAGAUGAAUGGAGUCAGUCUCAUGGGGGCUGUCACAAACAGUGAAGAAGUAUGAAGCAUAACCAGGGAGGGCUCCCUUUUUCAUAUUUGAUCUUGGAUGGAUUACUAUGUAAUUGAUUGUGUUAUAGCAUCAAUAUUGAGUUCUUUUUUAUCUUGCACAGAAAACCUCUGUCGAAACUGGGUUUGAUGAUGUGGGAAAAAAACUGCAUGUACUUUUUUUUCUCCCACUUGGGUAUGUUUUUGCUUGUUCUUGUGGUUUCUGGGCUUGAUGAUAUGUAAUUUAUUUUAUGUUGCUUUUCAUUCAA